AUGGCUGACCAGAAGACGAUCAUCCACCUGCGCGCUGAGUGUCCGUCUCUCUCCCUCACCCUCGCCCGUUUGAAUGUGUCGAAGCCGCUGGAGCACCGCUCUGCCCUGACGCCGACCACGGCCAAGGCCCUCCUCGACGCCGGCUACGAAGUCCGCGUGGAGCGGAGCACGCAGCGCAUUUUCGACGACGAAGAGUUUGCUGCCGUUGGCUGCCCGCUGCUGCCGGAAGGCUCCUGGACCGAGGCGCCCGCCGACCACAUCAUCCUCGGCCUCAAAGAGCUGCCCGAGGACAUCUUCCCGCUGAAGCAUACGCACGUGCAGUUCGCGCACUGCUACAAGACGCAGGGCGGGUGGGCGGACGUGCUGUCGCGGUUCCCCGCCGGCAAGGGGACGCUGUACGAUCUCGAGUUCCUGCAAGACGAGUCGGGGCGGCGUGUAGCGGCGUUCGGAUACCACGCCGGCUUUGCUGGCGCCGCGCUCGGUGUCGAGGUCUGGGCGCACCAGCAGGUGUCCGACGCUGAGUUCCCCGCCGUGUCGCCGUACCCCAACGAGGACGCGCUGAUCUCGCACAUCAAGGCGGUUGUGGGCAAGACCGGGCGGCAGCCGCGCGUGCUCGUCAUCGGCGCGCUGGGAAGGUGCGGCCGCGGCGCUGUCGACCUGUGCAUCAAGGCUGGCAUCGCGGAUGAGAACAUCAUUCGCUGGGAUAUGGCCGAGACGGCAAAGGGAGGCCCGUUCAUGGAGAUCAUCGAGAGCGAUAUCUUCGUCAACUGCAUCUACCUCUCCAGCCCCAUCCCCCCGUUCAUCGAUGCGAAGUCCCUGGCUAGCCCCAGCAGGAAGCUCGCCGUAGUCGUCGAUGUCAGCUGCGAUACCACUAACCCCCACAAUCCUAUCCCUAUCUACUCCAUCAACACCACCUUCGAUAAGCCCACCGUUCCCGUGGAGGUCACCGGCGAGCCCAAGCUGAGCGUGAUCUCGAUCGACCACCUGCCCACACUUCUCCCCCGCGAGAGCAGCGAGGCUUUCUCAGCGGACCUGUUGCCGUCCCUGCUGCAGCUGAAGGACCGCUCGACCGCGCGCGUGUGGUUGGAGGCCGAGAAGCUAUUCAAGGACAAGGUCGCCACUCUGCCGUAA
This is a messenger RNA of Tricharina praecox, 1131 nucleotides long. RefSeq lists its product as uncharacterized. The coding region runs from base 1 to 1131 and encodes 376 amino acids. Gene Ontology annotation, molecular function: saccharopine dehydrogenase (NAD+, L-lysine-forming) activity. Gene Ontology annotation, cellular component: cytoplasm. Lineage: Eukaryota; Fungi; Ascomycota; Pezizomycetes; Pezizales; Pyronemataceae. The transcript is spliced from 5 exons. The record is from RefSeq and is a predicted model, not a curated record.